Messenger RNA from Magnolia sinica, 2609 nucleotides. Its product is annotated as subtilisin-like protease SBT5.6. The record is from RefSeq and is a predicted model, not a curated record. Gene Ontology annotation, biological process: proteolysis. The transcript is spliced from 10 exons. The coding region runs from base 19 to 2355 and encodes 778 amino acids. Lineage: Eukaryota; Viridiplantae; Streptophyta; Magnoliopsida; Magnoliales; Magnoliaceae. Gene Ontology annotation, molecular function: serine-type endopeptidase activity.
UCACCUUCUAACGAGAAAAUGACAAAUCCGUCCCUUCUUUUCUGUUUCUACUUCUCCCUCUUUCUCUCUCUCCUCACACUCUCUUCUUCUACCUUAGAUAACCGUCAGGUUUACAUAGUAUACUUUGGAGAGCACACUGAAGAGAAAGCGGCAGAAGAUAUCGAAGACGGGCACCAUUCGGUUCUACUCUCCGUAAAGAACAGUGAUGAAGAAGCUCGAGCAUCUCUUCUCUAUAGUUACAAGAACAGCAUCAAUGGCUUCGCUGCUUUGCUUUCGGAAGAAGAAGCUGGCAAGCUAUCAGAGAAGGAGGAGGUUAUUUCGGCUUUUCCAAGCCAAGCAAACAGUCUUCAAACAACUAGAUCAUGGGAGUUUUUAGAAUUUGAAGAAGGGUUGUUAGAAAGGAAGGGAAAAGGUAUAGAAGGUAGAGCGAGAGGCGGCCAAGAUAUCAUCGUUGGGCUGUUGGAUUCUGGUAUAUGGCCCGAGUCAAGGAGCUUCAGCGACAAAGGGAUGGGGCCCAUCCCCAAAUCAUGGAAAGGAAUCUGCCAAGAGGGAGAGUUUUUCAAUUCCUCGCACUGCAAUAGGAAAGUGAUCGGAGCUCGAUACUAUCUCAAGGCCUACGAAUACUACCACGGCCGUCUUGACACCACGGCAGAGUACCGGUCACCGCGUGAUCAUGAUGGCCAUGGUACACACACAUCCUCGACAGUCGGGGGACGAAGGGUUCGUGGUGUCUCCUCUCUUGGUGGCUUCGCACGUGGGACCGCCUCAGGCGGGGCUCCACUAGUACGGCUGGCCAUGUACAAGGUGUGCUGGCCCAUCCCAGGAGUAAGCCUAGCCGUUGGGAACACGUGCUUGGAAGCAGAUAUGCUCGCAGCCAUUGAUGACGCCCUUGGAGAUGGUGUCGAUGUUCUUAGCAUCUCUAUCGGGACUUCAGGGACGCCACCAAAGUAUACGGAAGAUGGAAUUGCCAUCGGAGCUCUGCAUGCCGUUAAGAGGAACGUGGUCGUGGCAUGCAGUGCUGGAAAUUCGGGUCCCACCCCAGCAACAGUAUCCAACCUGGCACCAUGGAUCAUCACCGUCGGUGCCAGCAGUGUUGAUCGUCUGUUUCCUUCGCCUGUUGUGCUCGGGAAUGGGAUAGAAAUUAAGGGACAAUCAGUUACCCCUUACGAGCUGCACAACAAACAUUACCCUCUGGUUUUUGCUGCGGACGCAGUUGUCCCUGGCACACCCAAAAAUUCUAACGCUGGACAAUGUCUACCCGGUUCUCUGGACCCCAACAAGGUGAGGAGCAAGAUUAUCUUGUGCUUGAGAGGAAAUGGUACCAGAGUAGGCAAGGGCAUGGAGGUCAAAAGAGCCGGUGGCGCCGCCUUAAUACUCGGAAACAGUCUGAUGAAUGGAGAUGAGAUAUCUGUCGAUGCCCAUGUCCUUCCAGGAACCGCGGUGAUAUCUGACGAUGCGACCGCAAUUGUCAAGUACAUCAAUUCCACCAACAGACCAACUGCGAACAUUCUUCCAGCAACGACAGUGUUAAAUGUUCAGCCGGCACCAUUCAUGGCGGCCUUCUCCUCUACAGGUCCCAAUGCACUCGACCCCAAUAUUCUUAAGCCGGACAUCACCGCACCAGGGCUAAACAUAUUGGCUGCAUGGAGCGAGUCAUCGCCUCCAACAAAGUUGGAGGGCGAUCCCCGGCGGGUGAAGUACAACAUCAUAUCUGGUACAUCCAUGUCAUGCCCCCAUGUAGCUGCUGCAGCUGCUCUUCUGAAAGCAAUAUACCCUUAUUGGACUGCCGCUGCCAUAAGAUCUGCUCUCAUGACUACAGCAACUGUGGCAAACAACGAGGGCAAGCUCCUGACAGAUGCUUUCGGUAAUGUCGCCGGCCCCUUCAACUACGGCUCUGGCCAUAUAAGGCCGACUCACGCAUCAGAUCCCGGUCUGGUCUAUGAUGCCUCAUACACGGACUACCUCCUCUACCUCUGCAGCCUUGGAAUCAACGUGGACCGUUCUUUCAAGUGUCCAGGCUACCCCAUUUCUCCAACCGAUCUCAACCAUCCAUCUGUGGCCAUUCCAAAGCUCAAAGGUACUUUAAUAGUGAAGCGGACCGUUACAAGCGUAACCAACCAAAAGAGCACAUAUUCCCUAACGGUACACCCACCGUCAGGAAUUUCGGUUGAGAUUACUCCAAAGAUUCUUUCAUUUAACGGCGUUAGCGAAAGGAAGAGCUUCUCCAUCACGUUCGAAGCAGAUGAAAGCAACGGAAGGAAGAAACUGAGAAGGGGUGAGUAUGUUUUUGGGUGGUAUGCAUGGAGUGAUGGUGUUCACGUUGUAAGAAGUCCGAUGGCGGUGGCUCUAGGAUAAUCUUUUUUCUUUUUUCUUUUUUCUUUUUUCAUUUCUAGUAUUGUUUAGACUGCGUUUGGAUGCACCGUUGGAUUGAAUUGCAAACAUUGGGUCUACAGAUUUGGACCAAUGAUUGCAAUUCAAUUGGAUUGCGCAUCCAAACGGACCUUGAAGAUGAAGAAAAGGAGAGAGGUGAACAAAGAGAUUGAAAAUGUGAAGGGUUGGUAUUACAGCACUAUAAAAAUUUAUAUGAAUAAACGAGUUUCCUCGCGCAA